Molecule: messenger RNA, 1260 nt
Organism: Sphenostylis stenocarpa
Lineage: Eukaryota; Viridiplantae; Streptophyta; Magnoliopsida; Fabales; Fabaceae
Source: the annotation of a GenBank genome assembly
AUGGCACCCAACUGUGUUAAUCUCUCUAAUCCUUACCAUCAAUGCACACAAGCUUGCUCCCAAGGCACCAACCGAACCAAGACCACACACACAAAAAAGAAGAUUAAUUCAGGUUAUCGUCGAAGUGUGACAGAUGGUGAGCUUGGCAAAAAGGUAACCAACCAAAAACGAACUUACGCAGGUUGUCCCAAAGCAUCUAAUCCUUACCAUGAGUGUGAUGACACUUGUUACAGAAGAUUAUCUGAUUCAGGUGCCCCUCCUCCGUUAAAGUUAGACAGAAAAAAGAAGCCAGGUUCUAAACCAGAACCCCCUGUUCUUGACAGUGUUCCUGCCUCUAAGGUUGGAGCAAUUUACCCAUCUGAUGCUUCAUCACCAACUUCACAGCAUUCUGAGAAGAAAAAGGUUGAGACAGAGAAAAAUGAGGACGUUCCCUCUGAGCCAAUUUCUGCAGAGAAACAUAUCCCAGCCGUGAAGCCUUUCAAUGUCCAAGACCAACAACCAAGGGAUCAUGGUAAUGAGCACCUUGCCAACUCAAUGCCAAUAAUUCACGGGGACAAAAUUGCUUCUCAUGAAGUUGUUUCAACAACCCAUCAUCCUGAUGACACUGCUGCUGGAUCCGUUGGUUCUAGUUUCUCUGGCAUUUCGCGUGGAAACGAAGAAAAUGAUGAAGGUGAGACCGAGUCCGUGACUUCAGAAACCCGUCUCAAAGUUGGCAGAUAUCAAGUAAAAGAAAGUUUUGUUUCCAUUCUGCAAUCUAUCCUUGACAAGUACGGGGACAUAGGAGCAAGCUGUCGCUUGGAAUCAGUUGCGAUGCGCUCAUAUUACAUUGAGUGUGUAUGCUUUGUGGUGCAAGAGUUACACUCCACCUCAUUAAUGCAAUUAAGCCGGUCCAAAGUCAAAGAAUUGUUGGCCAUUCUUAAGGAUGCAGAAGCUGCUCAACUUCAUGUUGCAUGGUUACGUGGCGCCCUCGAAGAACUAGCUGAGGAUAUUGAACUCAUUAAUCAGCACCAGGAGGUUGAGGCAGAAAAGACUAACUCUGGUCGCGAAGUGGAGACAUUGAGGGAAGAGCUACAACAAGAGUUGGAAACUUUGGCUCAGAAAGAACAAGAGGUUGCUGACAUCAAAGCACGAAUUCCUGAGAUCAGAGGUCGUUUGAGCGAGCUCGAACUCAAAUCAGAAGAACUGAAUAAAAGCAUGCUAUCUAUCAAGUCCAAUGUUGAUAAUUUGCCUAUCAAAUCCUUGGUAGAUGAACUACUAUAA